AUGAAUGCGACGCCGCGCAUGCGGUUUGGGGGCUACCCCGAGACCCCAGCCCCAGGUCAUCGAGGUCAAACUCCAUCACCGACUCGAAAUGCCAGGCCGAGGGCUUCGCUGCCUGAAGCUCCCGUGAAUACCGCCGCCGCCACGCCCGAGAGCCAGCCGCUUAUACCCCUUGCCGUCAUCGACGGCCCGAGCCAACGCCGCUAUGCUUGCGCCAUCUACAUAGGCUUGCUUGCCUGGCACUUCUACGACUGGUUUAAGGCAGAUAACAACGGCGGGUCUGCCUACUUUUUCACGAAAUGGGUGUUCCUAGACUUUCUCUACCUAUUCUCCCUUCCGUCCCUGAGGAUACCUCGCAUGGAGUACUCGUCUUCGGCCGUCAUGUACUACUACGUUGCGCACGUGAUAUUCAACUGGCUUUCCAUGUUCAACAUCAUUCCCAUGCCCGGCAUAUCGUGGCUGUUAUUCUUCUGGAGGAUCUUCUACAAUAGGGAAAUCGCCAUAUCCGAACACAAUGUCAAGGUCUCCAAUAUCUUACAUAACUCCUCCCUCAUCAUGGGCAAACAGAUCAUCAAUAUUCUUCCCGAAGGGUCUGCUCUCCUCAAUCCCGACAGACACCCUUACUGCCUUGGCGGAGAAGGCCACAGUAUCGCCAGUGUACCUCUAUACUUCAACGCUACCGUACCGGUCGAAGUCGAGCUUAUCCGUUUCCAUCUUGAAACGAAUGCCGAGGAGAUUGUGAAGCUCGGUCGAAGAGAGAUCAAGGAGAUCGGCAGGCAGUCAGCAACAAGCCUGGAAGACGGAACCUUGGGUAGUUACAAGUAUGAUCUAUUGAUCAAGAAACCCGGCGCCUACAGGCUAAACAAGGUUCUGGACGAGUAUAAACUGGAGGUCCAGAGGAUCAGCGCGCCUACCUUCGUUGUCCCAUGCCCGAAAGCAAAGGUCCGAACAGCGGAAUCCUCCACGAGGUGUCUCGGAGACCUGUCAGACCUAUCAUUGGAUGUCGACGGGACGCCACCUCUGAAGAUUGUUUACAGUCGAAGCAUCAAUGGAAAGGAUCACAGCUUCCACUUCCAGAGCCUUCAGCCCGAGGGAUUCUCAUCCCCCUUACUCGGUUCGCAACCUUCGACGAGUUUGAUUUCUCCAGGUAAUGAGGACUACACGUGGGCCAGAUCUCAAAAGGUUGUCGUCAGCCUCAACGAGUCUAUGACGAAUGCAGGAGAGUGGCAAUAUUCCGUUGAUGAGGUACUCGAUGUCUUUGGCAACAAGGUUUCCUUCUCACAGCCCGAGGAGGCCGAAAUGAGAUCGCGGCCGAAGAACCUAUUCCAAAACUUCAUCGUAAGGGAACGACCGCGGGCCACCAUCGUUGGCUGUGACCUCCGGCAUCCCCUCAAAGUGGCCAAAGGACGGCGCACGACGCUCCCUGUCAGGAUCGGCCGUCCCGGCCAAACCCCAGAGAGCGUACCUCACACUUUAACCUGGCACUUUUCCCCCAUUGACACUCUCAGCGAAAGUGGCGACCAUGGUGAUGUUGUCGAAGCCGGUUCGUUCACCGCUAAGAACGUUGACGACCAACCAACGAUAUCUGCACCAGGCCUGUACACUUUGAAGUCGGUAUCCUGCGCCUCGUGCGAUGGAGAGAUCGACGAGCCUUCAUCAUGCCUGCUGCUCAAUCCCCCAGAACCCAAGUUGACGAUCCAGGCUGAAGAAAUCGCUGACAAGUGUGCUGGCAACCCUAUUGGUCUUGCUGUGAACCUCGAUCUAGUCGGCACUCCGCCUUUCCUGGUUCAGUACGAUGUUAUCAGUGAGACUGAGCGCUUUAUCCGGUCAGAAAAUAUUGAGGUUAAAGGGCUCAGGGAGCACUUCGACCUUCGACCGAGGAACGCCGGUCGCUACCAGUAUCGUUUCAGGAAACUUCAAGACGCUAUUUAUAGUGUUGCUCUACCCCCUACGGAUGACUACUUCCUGGAGCAAAACGUCAAGCCGCCUGCCGAUGCAUUCUUCCUUGAUGUCAGCGGAACCGUCAAUGCCUGUCUUGACCAACCAGUCAAGCUUGACGUCGUGCUGGACGGUGAUGGUCCUUUCAAUCUCGAGUGGGAGUUGGUUCACGAUGGAAAGCGCAAAGCUGCAAAAGAGACCGAACUCUCGACCAGAACUUUCAAGAUCGAAACAGCUCCGUUAUCUUCUGGUGGAGAUUACACUCUCGCUCUAAAGAGCAUUCAAGAUAGGACCGGCUGUCGAAUUUCCCUCAAGGAAGAGGUCAAGAUCUCAGUCCGGCGGCAAAAGCCACGGGCCGCCUUUGGCUUGUUGGAGAACAAGAGGUCGACUACAGUCGUGGAAGCGGCUCCUGUCAAUCUUCCCUUGCGAUUAUCAGGUGACGGUCCGUGGAGGGUGUUCUAUCGCAACCUCAACGGAAGCGCCGAAACCGAGACUCGAGUUGCUCGGUCUGGUAAUGAUUUCAUUGAAGCAAAGGCUCAAGGAACCUACGAGAUCGUCGACGUGAUGGACAGUCUUUGUCCCGGCACAAUCGAUCCAAAGGCCAAAACCUUUGAUGUCGGAUACUUCCCGCGCCCGCAGCUGUCGUUAGUACCCACAGAUGCCAUCCAGCCUACAGACAGAGACCACAAGUAUAUCAAGAAGGACGUUUGCGAAGGUGACACCGAUGGAUUUGAAGUAGCUCUUCAAGGAUCUCCUCCUUAUCACGUUCAGUACGAAAUCAAGUACAAGCCCAAGAAAGGCUCGGGUUACGUACAUCAAGAAGAGUUCGAUGCUGCUUUGGGAAAAUCCUCGAUUCCGAUGGACACGUCGAAGGCAGGACUGUACUCUUACGCAUUUUCGGCACUCUCAGACAACCUCUACAACAACGACAAGAAGAAGCAGUCAUCACUGCUGACCCUAGAGCAGACAGUCAACGCCAAGCCUUCUGCGUCAUUUGUGAAGCCUGGCCAGACAUUCAAAUCCUGCAUGUCGGAACAAGCCGAAGAACGGAUCCCGAUCAAGUUGGAGGGCAAGGCUCCAUUUUACCUUGAGCUCGAGAUCAAGCACUACACCGGAAACUUCCCAGAGGUCUUCAGGAUACCCAAUAUCCAGACCAAUACCUACGACAUUGUCAUUCCUCGGCAGUAUUUGAAGCUAGGUGGUCAGCAGGUCAGGAUACGUAAAGUCCGUGAUGACCGUGGAUGUCGAGUAGAGGCAGAAACUGGGGGUCCGGUGGUGCACUUCCAGCUCUAUGAUGCGCCAGCGAUCUACCCCCUCGAGCAACGGACCGACUUCUGCGUGGGUGAGCGCUUGGCCUACACCCUCUCGGGCACGCCGCCUUUUGAGGUUCAUUAUGAAUUUGCAGGAAAGCAGAUGAAGGCCAAAUCUCCGACAACCAAUUUCCGCCGCGUAGCCGAGUCCCCUGGAGACUUCGCAAUCACAGGGAUAAGCGACAAGGCAAGCGAUUGUCGCGCCGCUGUCAACCUCUCCAGUACAAUCCAUCCCAUGCCCAGCGUCAAAAUCAGUAAAGGUCGUAUUUUGCAGGUCGAUAUCCACGAAGGGAGCGAAGUCGAGAUUCUCUUCGAGUUCUGGGGUACGGCACCCUUCGAGUUCACAUACACCCGCAGUACCAACGCGAGGAAGGGCCAGAAGACACAGGUGCUCGAGACCCGGCAUGACAUCAGCUACGAACACAGCAAGACUGUCACUGCGAGCCUCGAGGGUACAUACGAAGUUGUAGCCAUCAAGGACAAAUUCUGCUCAUUUUCGACUAUGAAUGUGGUGGCUCAAGAAAACAACCAAAAGGUGCUUCGGUAUUAG
Messenger RNA from Anthostomella pinea, 3795 nucleotides. The record is from the annotation of a GenBank genome assembly. NCBI's taxonomy places the organism in Eukaryota, Fungi, Ascomycota, Sordariomycetes, Xylariales, Xylariaceae.